Messenger RNA from Microcebus murinus (gray mouse lemur), 3237 nucleotides. RefSeq names its product HID1 domain containing (gene HID1). Lineage: Eukaryota; Metazoa; Chordata; Mammalia; Primates; Cheirogaleidae. Gene Ontology annotation, cellular component: Golgi trans cisterna; Golgi medial cisterna; membrane. The record is from RefSeq and is a predicted model, not a curated record.
GGGCCGACGCCGGGCCGGCGGGCGGGGUGCGCAGCUCGUCUCCUGCGGGAGCAGCGGGGGCCGCGGAGCUGGAGCAGGAGCCCGAGCCGGGGCUGGAGUCGGGGCUGGGGCCGGGCCGGAGCGGGCUCCAGCGACAUGGGGUCGGCCGACUCCAAGCUGAACUUCCGGAAGGCGGUGAUACAGCUCACCACCAAGACGCAGCCCGUGGAAGCCACCGAUGAUGCCUUUUGGGACCAGUUCUGGGCAGAUACAGCCACCUCGGUGCAGGAUGUGUUUGCGUUGGUGCCGGCAGCAGAGAUCCGGGCUGUGCGGGAAGAGUCACCCUCGAACCUGGCCACCCUGUGCUACAAGGCCGUCGAGAAGCUGGUGCAGGGAGCCGAGGGCGGCUGCCACUCGGAGAAGGAGAAGCAGACCGUCCUGAACUGCAGCCGGCUUCUCACCCGCGUGCUGCCCUACAUCUUCGAGGACCCCGACUGGAGGGGCUUCUUCUGGUCCACAGUGCCCGGGGCAGGGCGAAGAGGGCAGGGGGAGGAGGACGACGAGAACGCCCGGCCCCUGGCCGAGUCCCUGCUCCUGGCCAUUGCCGACCUGCUCUUCUGCCCGGACUUCACGGUCCAGAGCCACCGGAGGAGCACCGUGGACUCGGCGGAGGACGUCCACUCCCUGGACAGCUGCGAGUACAUCUGGGAGGCCGGCGUGGGCUUCGCUCACUCCCCCCAGCCUAACUACAUCCAUGACAUGAACCGGAUGGAGCUGCUGAAGCUGCUGCUGACGUGCUUCUCCGAGGCCAUGUACCUGCCCCCGGCUCCAGAAAGUGGCAGCACCAACCCAUGGGUUCAGUUCUUCUGUUCCACCGAGAACAGACACGCCCUGCCCCUCUUCACCUCCCUCCUCAACACCGUGUGUGCCUAUGACCCUGUGGGCUACGGGAUCCCCUACAACCACCUGCUCUUCUCCGACUACCGGGAGCCCCUGGUGGAGGAGGCUGCCCAGGUGCUCAUCGUCACCCUGGACCACGACAGUGCCACCAGCGCCAGCCCCACGGUGGAUGGCACCACCACCGGCACGGCCAUGGACGACGCUGAUCCCCCAGGCCCCGAGAACCUGUUUGUGAACUACCUGUCCCGCAUCCAUCGUGAGGAGGACUUCCAGUUCAUCCUCAAGGGCAUAGCCCGGCUGCUGUCCAACCCCCUGCUCCAGACCUACCUGCCCAACUCCACCAAGAAAAUCCAGUUCCACCAGGAGCUGCUGGUUCUCUUCUGGAAGCUCUGUGACUUCAACAAGAAAUUCCUCUUCUUUGUGCUGAAGAGCAGCGACGUGCUGGACAUCCUGGUCCCCAUCCUCUACUUCCUCAAUGAUGCCCGAGCCGAUCAGUCUCGGGUGGGCCUGAUGCACAUUGGCGUCUUCAUCCUGCUGCUCCUGAGCGGGGAGCGGAACUUCGGGGUGCGGCUGAACAAGCCCUACUCAGUGCGUGUGCCCAUGGACAUCCCGGUCUUCACGGGCACCCACGCCGACCUGCUCAUCGUGGUGUUCCACAAGAUCAUCACCAGCGGGCACCAGCGGCUGCAGCCCCUCUUCGAUUGCCUGCUCACCAUCGUGGUCAACGUGUCUCCCUACCUCAAGAGCCUGUCUAUGGUGACUGCCAACAAGCUGCUGCACCUGCUGGAGGCCUUCUCCACCACCUGGUUCCUCUUCUCCGCUGCCCAGAACCACCACCUGGUCUUCUUCCUCCUGGAGGUCUUCAACAACAUCAUCCAGUACCAGUUUGAUGGCAACUCCAACCUGGUCUACGCCAUCAUCCGCAAGCGCAGCGUCUUCCACCAGCUGGCCAACCUGCCCACCGACCCUCCUGCCAUCCACAAGGCCCUGCAGCGGCGCCGGCGGACGCCCGAGCCCUUGUCCCGCACUGGCUCCCAGGAGGGCGCCUCCAUGGAGGGCUCCCGCCCCGCCGCCCCCGCGGAGCCCGGCACCCUCAAGACCAGCCUGGUGGCCACCCCAGGCAUUGACAAGCUGACAGAGAAGUCCCAGGUGUCAGAGGAUGGCACCUUGCGGUCCCUGGAGCCUGAGCCCCAGCAGAGCUCAGCAGAUGGCAGCCCAGCCAAGGGGGAGCCCAGCCAGGCGUGGAGGGAGCAGCGGCGACUGUCCAACACGUCAGCCAGCGGACAGUGGAGCCCAACGUCGGAGUGGGUCCUCUCCUGGAAGUCGAAGCUGCCGCUGCAGACCAUCAUGAGGCUGCUGCAGGUGCUGGUCCCCCAGGUGGAGAAGAUCUGCAUCGACAAGGGCCUGACGGAUGAGUCGGAGAUCCUGCGGUUCCUGCAGCAUGGCACCCUGGUGGGGCUGCUGCCCGUGCCCCACCCCAUCCUCAUCCGCAAGUACCAGGCCAACUCGGGCACCGCCAUGUGGUUCCGCACCUACAUGUGGGGCGUCAUCUAUCUGAGGAACGUGGACCCACCUGUUUGGUACGACACGGAUGUGAAGCUGUUUGAAAUUCAGCGGGUAUGAGAAUGGAAACCUGCAAGGGGCUGCGUCCAGACGCUUCCUGGACCCACCGUUCUGAGCUUUAAAUUACCACGAUCAGGGCCGGGCACAGGCAGAUGGCUGAGUCCUGGGUGGCAGGCCCCAGAGGGCCCCCUGUGGUCGGGACAAUGAGGACCGGCUCCGACCCCCACCCUCCAGUCUGGACUCACAGGAACCUCCUGCCUCCAGGGCUACAGGCCCUGCCAGACCCCCUCACUCGGAUGCCCCUUUCAGGGGACUUUUCUGUGCUGACCCCUCAGUGCCCACUUGCCCCCAGAAGCCACCAGGUCACUGUGCCCAUGGGUUUGCCCAAGGAGCCAUGGGCUGUCCCUUGAGGCACCUGGCAGGGCGAGGGGAGUCCUUCCCAGCCUCCUAAGCUGAAGUCACCUGUUCCAGGUCCACUCCCUGCCAGGGUCCGUGGGAAGGGCCAGGCUGUCCCUCUGGGAGGCUGGCAGACUGCAAAAGCCAGACUGGGGCUCCUCGUGUAUUCUUGGGGCUUAGAGUGGGGUGUUGAGGGUCUCCCUUCUACCCCAGAAAUGGGGGGAGGGAAGGGAGCUGGGGGGUAGCUGUUCAGUCCUCCCUGCCCAGCCUGCUGCCUGAGUGGGGGAUGCCACCCCAACAUCCUCCCCGGCUCUGCCCGCGGGAGCCCCCCCCCCCCGUGUCAGUACAAUCUUUGCUCUGUACAAUCGGCCCCUUUACACAAUAAACCCCCUUCUUCCC